UGUUUUAUAUCUGCAUUUAUAAUAAACAGUUUGUCUAAUGUUUUCAAUUAAAAUAUAUAUUUUUAUUAAUUAAAACCUAAUUUUUGGUUAUUAAACAACAAAUGUCUCAAAGGACAGCAGUCAAGUCACUGUUCAAAGGUGUCCGAAGCAGCAAAUAUAGACAUGUCUUCGGCAGUGUCGUCAAAAAGGAUAGAUGUUAUGACAACUUGAAAAUCACCAAAAAUGCAAACGACUCCAACUUUUGUGCUGUUAAUCCAAAGUUUAUUGCUAUUUGUACCGAGAGUUCGGGCGGCGGGUGUUUUUUAGUUAUACCCGAGAAUAACUACGGUAGAGUUGAGGUCAAUGCCGGUCGAGUGGUUGGUCACAGGGGACCCAUAUUGGACCUCAAGUGGAACCCAUUUAAUGAUAACGUAAUCGCCUCGUGUUCUGAUGACUGCACUAUCAAGAUAUGGUAUAUUCCUGAUGAAGGACUACAACACCGCAACUUAUUUGAACCGAUUAUGGAUUUAAGAGAACAUAACAGAAGAGUCACAUUCGUUGAAUGGCAUCCAACGGCUGAAAAUAUAUUAGUUUCAACUGGUUUUGACUUUUUGUUAAUUGUAUGGAAUGUGGCCAAAGGUGAAGCCGUUUGCAUUAUAGACUGUCAUCCCGAUGCUAUACACUCGAUGUCGUUUAAUAGAGACGGCAGUCUUCUGGCUACCACUUGUAAAGACAAAGUUGUUCGAGUAAUUGAUCCACGAAAUGGGACUGUAGUUAAUUCUGGUCUCUGUCAUCACGGCGCUAAAGCCGCGAGAGUCGUAUUUCUUGGUGAUAGCGGACGUCUUUUCACUACAGGAUUCUCACGUUAUAGUGACAGACAAUGGGCUGUUUGGUCAGCGUAUGACUUAUCAGAACCGCUGACCAUUGAGAACAUAGACUCGUCUUCGGGAGUGUUGUUUCCAUUUUAUGAUUACGACACAAAUAUGGUAUAUGUGGCCGGAAAGGGUGACGGAAAUAUACGAUAUUAUGAGAUCACUGAUGAGGCGCCUUACUGUCAUUAUAUCAAUCAAUUCUUAACUGGAUUUCCUCAAAGAGGUUUAGGAGUUAUGCCUAAACGAGGUCUGGAUAUCUACCGGUGCGAAGUAUUUCGUUUUUACAAACUUCAUGCAACUCGUCCCGUAUGUGAACCCAUCUCUAUGAUUGUCCCACGAAAGUCACAACAGUUUCAGUCCGAUAUAUUUCCGGAUACUACUGCACCCACACCUGCUCUUAGUGCAGAGGAAUGGCUCUCAGGAAAGAAUAGGAAUCCUAUACUUAUAAAUCUUAAGACUGGAGUCGGAGCCAAAACUAAUAAACCUGUAGUUUUGAAAACUGAGAAAAAUAUUUUGCAGACUUCAGACAUGAAUAAUGAACGCAAGUUUAUGUUCAUCGCUCAGGAAAAUAAAGUCGAUUAUAGAGAAAAAAACGGUUCAACUAAUGGGUUUCAUAACAUUGUCAAUGAAACGAAAAUUAUUGAUAAAUGUGUUGACGCACCGACACCUCCUAGAAAAAGAUUGCCCUGGGUUAAGGACAUGGAGCCGAGAAAGACAACUAUUAACUUAUGUGAUAUCGUAACUGUGCAACAAUUACCAACCGCUACUUUCGUUACACUCGACGACUCGCACUCUGAAUCUAAUCCGACGCCAUCGCCACCACCAAUGACUGGACUGGAGAUAACAAAUACAGUCGAUACUGAAGACAUUGACCAACUAAUUAAUGAUAUAAAUACAAGUAUUAGUAAUAUUAAUAAUAAUAAUCAAAACAAUAGCACAUUCAUUCACGGCGUUACAAAUGGUCAUUCAAACUGUAUUACAAAUGGUAUUAAUUAUGAAAAGGAAAGCUCAGAUGAUUUAAGUUGUUCACCGCCGAAGAAUGAAAUUGAGUUAUGGAGAGCCUAUCACUGUCAGUGCACUACUAUUCAUACAUUGGAACUACAAAUUGAAGCCAAAGAUAAACGGAUUAAAGAGUUGGAGGAAUUGGUUUUGAGAAUGGGUUGUGAUAAUCACCAUAUCUAUUGAUUUAGUGAUUAAUGAUUAAGAGAUAAUUGAAAAUAUUUAACAAAAGUUAUAGUUAAAUGAAUGCAUUUUUUUGUUAUUAUAUAAAUGCAAACAAAUAGCUAUUUUCACAAAAGUCACAAACAUAUAAAAACAUAU
Messenger RNA from Oppia nitens, 2171 nucleotides. Its product is annotated as coronin-2B-like. The record is from RefSeq and is a predicted model, not a curated record. Bases 102 to 2036 code for a protein of 644 amino acids. Gene Ontology annotation, biological process: actin filament organization. The transcript is spliced from 6 exons. NCBI's taxonomy places the organism in Eukaryota, Metazoa, Arthropoda, Arachnida, Sarcoptiformes, Oppiidae. Gene Ontology annotation, molecular function: actin filament binding.